UCGACCCUAUUUAGUCAGCAUUUUAGAAGAUUUCCUUCGGGCCGGCAGCACCCACCCACACUCGGCACCGAAUGACUGCUGACAGUACGAACCCAACACGUGAUUGAUUUAGCACUGCAAGUCGCGACUUUUCUUUGACCCCACUUCCUCAACGAGGGCCCACAGGUAUACACAAACACCAUCCAACACUCACGAAGUCGCAAUCGUAGAGAUGCCAGCGAGCUUUCUGAGUCUUCCUGCCGAACUUCGCAACGAGAUAUACAAAUAUCUUUUCGUACGCAGAGAGCCUAUUGAUCCCUGGAAUGGGGAUCAUGAGCUGGAACUCGAUCUACUCUUUACGAAUUCGGCCAUCCUACACGAGGCCAGGUCACUCCUUUAUGGCCAUAAUUGCUUUGACCUUACGUGGGAACCUUGCCGUAUACCCGAAUUUCUUGUCACAAUUGGUUUCAUCAACUCGUCUCACCUUCAGUGUAUCCGCAUCGACUUUCCAGAACUUCGCUAUCUUAAAGACGACGAGGUCAGCCUGACAGAAGAGAGCUUUAGUUUCUUGGAAAAGAUCCAGUCACGCUGUACCAAUCUACAAAAGCUCAUAAUGGCCGCAGAUAGCACAAGUGCUAUGGAAUAUCGGCUGGAUUCAUAUGACAACCCGAGACUAUGUGAUAAGGCGUUAGCACUGGUAGAUGCUGGCUUCAGAGCAAUUCCGUCUCUCCAAGAAAUCGUCAUCGAGAUUUAUGAAGAAGGCCCAGACUCAAUCAUUCGAAGGAAAAUGGAGAGUCAAGGAUGGAAACUCAUUGUGGUAGAGCGAGCGGAAGACGAGGAGUGGGACAUCGACAGAACUUGGGACGAGAUUGAAGCGACUUCUGGAGAAGGGCCGCAGAUUAGGGAUCUGCAGUGCCCGUAAGCUACAACCAGGCGAAGGAUGAUUUCAGACCAUGAAUCAAUUCACUAGCAUUGAGAAUUAUGCUAAGUCAACCUCCUGAAUCUACUUAUCAUAUUGAGGCAGAAUCAGGGCGGCAAUUUGUUACAGUAACAUGUGAUUAAUUUGGUCAGGUCCGCCCUGAGUGAGCCAGGCAGAAUGUGCCUUACGGUUUUGGGACUUCAGGAAUAGCCCGCAUGAUGAGUCAUCCCCUUGGCAGCCAAUGAUCGGAGCAGUUUGUCGCGACGGACAAAGACUUGAUCAUGCGGGAAUGGGACGGUUGAUGAGGGGGAUUGGCGGAUUUUUUGGUCGCUCUAUUUUUAAUAAAUUGUUCCUGAGCUUUAUCGGAUGAAUUCUGCGCGGAUCGAGCCGAAGUUGUCCCCCAGUUCUCCCCCCACCCCACCCGUUUGAAGUCCAUGGUCGUAGCCAUCGAAUGAUACUGAUGCUAUGGUUGCUGUGAUGGAAAAUCAUACGCCCUGCGCACCUCAUCUGGAGCGAUGCUGUUUGACCAUCGUAUUUAGUCUCUUUUAUUGGGUAUAAUAAAUCACGGCCGAGCAGCUCGUUGCUCAAUUGGCCACUGCAUUCGAAGGUUAUAUCAAUGCGAACAAGACAAGUGCCGCUCCU
This is a messenger RNA of Penicillium brasilianum, 1540 nucleotides long. The record is from the annotation of a GenBank genome assembly. NCBI's taxonomy places the organism in Eukaryota, Fungi, Ascomycota, Eurotiomycetes, Eurotiales, Aspergillaceae.